CGCGGCGCUCACUCCUCCGCCUCCGGGCCUCGAUCCGGACGCCGCGCCUCAGAGCAUGGGGCUGCCCCGCAGAGCUGGGGACGCGGCGCAGCUGCGCAAGAGCCUGAAGCCGCUGUUGGAGAAGCGCCGGCGCGCGCGCAUCAACCAGAGCCUGAGCCAGCUCCAGGGGCUCCUCCUGCCACUGCUGGGCCGGGAGAACUCCCGCUCCUCGAAGCUGGAGAAGGCGGACAUCCUGGAACUGACCGUGCGCUUCCUGCGGGAGCUGCCAGCCUCCGCCUGCCCUGCAGCAGCUCCGGCUCCCUCUGACAGCUACCGGGAGGGUUACCGCGCCUGCCUGGCCCGCCUGGCCCGUGUGCUGCCCGCGUGCUGCGUCCUGGAGCCUGCCGUGAGCGCACGUCUGUUGGAGCACUUGCGCCGGAGGGCAGCCGGCGCCACCCCGGACGAUGGGCGCCCUGGGAACCACGGGGGUCCGCCCUCGCCCGCCCCACCGCCCGCGCCUGCCCCCGCGCCCUCGGCGCCCGCGCCUCCCCGCGGCCCCGGUCUCUGGAGGCCGUGGUAGCCUCCUGCCCGAUCCACAGACCGUGCGGACUGCGAAGGACCUGAACGAGCUCUUGACCGCGGUGGCCGCUGAGCCCACCACGAGGGACCAGCGCAGCACCCACACCCAGGCCGGGACCCGGAUGUUUGUGACAGGUCUCUGCUCAAGGAAUGGCUGGUAGCCACCCUUUCUCACCCCAGCUGGGGAGCGUCUGGGCUGCAGGGGAAGGAAGGAGCCCUCAGCCCAGAGGUGGUCCUGGCGCUGCGCCAGCCACAAGCUGCAGGAGCAGCCAGCUCACCUGCCCCUGCCCCGGCACUGGCACCAGACCAGGCUUGGGCCAGGUGCGGCCAUUUGCUCUGACGGUCAUUGCCCUCCCAGCCCUUCUUGUACCUGCCCAACAAGCUCAGGAACCUCUGGCAACACAGCAGCAAUGGCCUGGGGGCUGUGGUCACACCUAAGGCUGUGCUCAGGACACCAGAGCAGGACAAGGGGACAGUGCAGGGCUGGGGAGCUGUCAGCUCCGUUCCUAGGACCUCCCACUCAAAGCCUCUGACAAUAGGGGCAGUGCUGGGAGUGGGGGCUGGGUUAGGAAGCAUUCACUUAGCAACUUUGCACCACGCCCCAGGCUGGGUGGUCUUGGCAGGUGAGCAUGGGAUGACAGUGGGGCUGCCCGGUGGUCCCAAGGAAGCUUGUGCCCUGGCGGGCCUGAGCCCAGCGCAGAGACAGUGCUGGUGCGAGGUGCCCAGGCCCUACCCCUACAACUGCAGGGACUGAAGUGUGGCAGCAGGUUAAGGAACAGGGAACACCCACUGCUCAUCUGAGCUGGUCACCGGGAGCGACCUGUUCCUGGGACUUCUCUUUGCUUUCCACACAAGCCAGGAGGGCUUUAGGGGUCUCUCGGGGAGGGGCCUGAAGGUCCCAGUUAUGGGCGUCCGAGAAAAGGCGGGAGCACGAGUGGCCCAUGGCUAGUCAUAGUCCUGUCUGGAGAGAAUUCCCUGGGCGGGUGGGAAGUCUUCCCCUGGUUCCCAGGGCACUAGAGUGGGAAGACGGGACGGAUGGAGGGAGUGGACAGUCACCACGUCGGACUUGGGCACACAAACCCGUGGUGACCUGGGUACUGGUUCGGGAAGCUGAAUGUCAAGGCCACAGCGUGAGGCCUGCAGCCAGACUGCAAGGUCCUGCAGGGCAGGGCUUGGGCUGGGCGCACCUGUACGCCCAGGUGGCCCCUGGAAGCUCGAUUAGCAUGGUGAACUAGUGACAGGUGAUGUGACUGAACCCUGGACACCUGGCCUUUGCCUUCGCUCCCUUUCCCCAGACCCCUGGGUCACGAGGCCCCCUGCUUCCUGCAAGGGCACUUUGUCACUUUUGCCUGCUCUGAGAACACGCCCGGCUGGCUGGCUGGCACUGCUUUCCUGAGCUGCUGGGAGCAGGUAGAGAAGGAGAGUGGGAAGCCGCAGCCGAAGCCCAUCCGGGAGCUCAGGUUCCUCUUGGAUUGGGCUGUGCCUAUGGCACUCACGGGACAGGCGCCGGGCCCUACACAAGCAGACUCUCACCGCAGGGUUCACCUGCAGGAACUGGCCCGGCCGCCUGCAGCCAUGCCCGCCACUCCCGCGGCUGUGCCUUGUGUCGACCCGGCUCCCAGCAAGGAGGGGCGUGCAGCUGGGCCAGUGACUCACUGGAUCAGGUGCUCUGGGCUGGGUGGCACACAGGAGCUGGGGCGUGCCCGGGCAGGUGAGGUUUCACGGAGUUUCUCCGUGGAGAUGGCCACGGCCCGGGAGGGCUCACCCAGUGCUCCAUGCUGGACUGUGAAUUAAGGGCACCACCUCCUGGCAGCCCUGCAGGAGUUCCACGCCCCAUCUGAUGGCUGCAGGUGAACACAGCCAGUGUGUCGGGGGGGGGGGGGCAGGGGCUGCUUCUGUCAGAGGGUCAUUUUAGGACCCUUCACAAGGAGGACCCACAUCUGGUCCAGUGGCCACAUCUUGGGGUGCUUGUCCUAAGGUGAUGCUGUGACCCAGUCUUGCUCCCCACUGGGGAAAAGCCCCCCCAUGGCUCUCGUAAAACCACGAGGCCAGUGACCCGAGGACAGCCAGGGCUCAGGCUCUCUGGGAACCUCCUCUGUGCUGGGACGUGGCUCUCCUGGGACACAAGAGCUUGGGACAGGCCCCGGCCUGGGCCCUGGCAGCAGGCAGUUAGGAGAGAUCGGAUCUUGUUGCCAUGAGAGUAAGAAUAAAGAGUGGGUUGUUGAGGCUGGCGCUGUGGCAUGGCGGGUAAAGGGGCCGCACAUAGGCACCCGUUAGAGUCCCGGCUGCUCCACUUGCGACCCAGCUCCCUGCUGAUGCACCUGGGAAGGCAGCGGAAGAUGGCCCAAGUGCUUGGGCACCUGCACUCUCGUGGGAGACCUGGAUGAAGCUCCUGGCUUUGGCCUGGCCAUUGUGGCCGCCCUUCAGAGAGCUGCCCGGGCGUGCCAUGUGGGGGUGACGGCAGUCACCCACUGAAGUGUUCAUGAUGAAAGACUUCCGUCUCUCUCUGCCUCUGCCUCUCUCUCUCUGUAACCCUGAGUUUCAAAUAAAUAAAUAAAUAAAUCUUUUUUUAA
Oryctolagus cuniculus (rabbit) is the source of this 3131-nucleotide messenger RNA. It is a transcript of the gene HES2, whose product is annotated as hes family bHLH transcription factor 2. Gene Ontology annotation, biological process: regulation of DNA-templated transcription. The record is from RefSeq and is a predicted model, not a curated record. Gene Ontology annotation, molecular function: DNA binding; protein dimerization activity. NCBI's taxonomy places the organism in Eukaryota, Metazoa, Chordata, Mammalia, Lagomorpha, Leporidae.